GGUGAGGAUGAUGGUCUCAGGGCCAUCUGGGAUGUAAACGUUGACGAGGUCCUGAGCGUUGAAAGCAUAAACUUGGCCUUGACAGGCAGCCACGAUGGAUGGGGGGAGGACGGGAAGGAACCUAGUUCACGCGUUCGUAAGGACAAGCACCACCCGCUAAAGUGCAGAUGCUGA
Messenger RNA from Postia placenta MAD-698-R-SB12, 174 nucleotides. RefSeq lists its product as hypothetical. The record is from RefSeq and is a predicted model, not a curated record. Lineage: Eukaryota; Fungi; Basidiomycota; Agaricomycetes; Polyporales; Adustoporiaceae. The annotation marks the transcript as partial. The transcript is spliced from 2 exons.